AUGUGAAUCGAAUUUGGCAGAAUAAUAAUAAGCUCGACAUUUUUUCUCACACAUUUCUCUCGAAAGUAUGAUUUCUAUAGAUUAAAUUUCAUCUCAUAGAUAUCGAAAGCAAUUACUGUUUUAAUCAUGAUAAAAUAAUUUAAAAUUCAAUGGGAGUGACACUGGAUAAGUAUGCAAAUGCUCUUGUAAAAAAACUUCAUACGAGAACAUUGACCAAAGAGUAUUAGUAUUUAAUAAAUGCCUUUCUAAAUGCUAUUCUAACAAAUUUUGAUUAGAAUAUGUAGAGUAUAAUGCUAAUGGUAAUGUUCUACUAAUCAAUGGCCUAAGAUGACAUAAAGAUUGAAUGAUUAUAAAAAAAUAAUAAGUACAGAGUGAAGAAGCAGAUGAGACUGAAUAUGCUGGAGAAAAUAUAUACAGCAAAUCUGAAUAUAUCAACAAGUGCACAUGCAAUAUGAUCACGUAUGCAUAACAACUAACAUCUAUCCAUGUGAAUCAAAUUUGGCAUAAUAGGGGUAAAUUCGACAUUAUUUUUCACACAUUUAUCUCGGAAAAAUAGAUCUCUGUAGAUUUAAUUUCAUCUCAUAGAUAUCGAAAGCAAUUACUAUUUAAAUUAUGAUAAAAUAAUUUUAUAUACAAUGGGAGGAGUAACACUGGAUAAGUAUGUACCCUAUAUAAUAGAUGUACGUAAUUAUCCAAAAAAACAAACAAACUCUUACUUAUAUAUACUGGUCACCUUCUUCUUGAACGAAGAGAAGAAAAGCCCUCGAGAAAAGGUGCAAUGGGGCGUGUAAUGGCGGAACCUCCGAAUCUCAUGCUGCAAGCAAGAGAACUCCUUGCGACUCCAAGCCACGAACUGUUAGAGAGUCUCGUCAACCAUCUCUCAACGCGUCAAGAAACCACCGAAUAUCAAACUGCGAUGGCUCUGUUCAAAUUCUGCACCGUUAACUUCGCCAACAGCUUAACCCUAAAGCUUCUGCAGAUGUAUCGCUCUUCUUCCGACGCCCUCCUCAGAUCCAAAUCGAUCGUUGUCCUUUCCCAAACCCUGGCCGCUUAUAAAUCCCGCAGGUUCGAACUAUCUCUCGUGGCUCUCAACGAGAUCAAACCCCUUGUGAUCUCUUGCCUUAGGAUGCAAGAAACCGAAAUCAAACUCUUCAGAAGAGUCGUCUCUUUCAUCGCUCACGACGUUGUGAUGCUUGAUAACGGCGGGUGGGACGAGCUCAGCGAUUGUAUCGUCGAGCUCUCGAGUGCCCAACCUCUAAAGGCUUUGCAUGUCUUCGUGGACUUGCCUCCAGUGUACGGGAGAUUCAUGUACAGUUGUUUCGGGAAGAUUGCUGAGAGAGCAGAGAAGGUGUUGCUUAUGCCUGAUCAAGAUAGAGUUGAAGAUUGGAGUUUAGGUUUACAAGCUGUUGUGAAACUUGGGAUUCAAGUCUUGGAUUUCGAGCUGAGAUUCGAUAUGGUGAAGGGUCUUCUUACACUUCUUGUCAAGGCAGCGAGUGAUCUUGUGGACAAGGGUAUGGAAGAGUUUUUGAUACGAGGGCUUGCGGAUCUCGAGAUGUUCUUGUCACGAGACAAGAAGUUGUAUAAUUACAAUAAGGAGCAAUGUGAUUUUGUGUCUUGUUUCUUGUACAAGAUCAAAGACUUGGGACCACUAACCAAACAGGCUACAGGGAAGAUCCAUCGUUUGGUUAAGUCUACCCCAUCUCUCGUCGUACAAAAGCAACAAGGUCAUGCAGCAUGUUCUGAACGUGAAUGGCUUGAUCGUCUGAACAACUUACAGCCACUUGAGAUGUUAAGAAUCUUUGCGUCCACUGAUGUUGAAGAGAGGUUCAGAGAAUUGGCAAUCAGACGGCUCAACGUGGUACUCUCUGAUCGCGUUUCAAGAGAAAAGUCAGCCGACAUGAAAGAGCUUCAGCCACUGCUCAUCUCUUGCCUUUCGAGUAAAGAAAGAAUCUCUGAGAGCAUGUUCAAAGUCCUUGGUGAGGUUGUCUACCAUGUUGCCUUUGAGAUGACCAACUUCCAUUUCGAGACAUGGUACGAUCUUUCCGACUGUAUUGCAUCGACCAGCGAAACGGAGUUCGAGAGAGCGGUUUAUAUCUUUCAGUGCUUAACAAUGUGGCUUGAUGAUGAGUUUAUGGUUCCUAUAGUGAAGUUUCUUCUCCCAGAGAUAAACAAAAGGCUCAACCCACCGAGAGAGGUGUUGGUGGAUAACAGUUGCUGGGUCUUGGCGUUUUUGGGUGCCUUCUGUGUCAUCAUUCAAUUGGUAGAGAUGGAAACUUCUGCUGUGGAGGAGAUUGCAGAUAAGAUGGUAGAUUCAGUGAGAGAGCUUGUGGAAAGAAAAAUGGAAGUUGGGCUUGUGAGGAGAGCUUUCAGAGAUUUGGAAAGCAUUGUGAAGAAGCAAAAGGAUUGGUUUGGUGAUAACGAAUACAAGUUGACCAAGUCUCUGCUUCUUAGACUCUACCUAAUCAAAGGCAUGACAAUGGACAGCAAGAUGGUGUUGUGGAGAAUCAACGUGUUUGUGGAGAGAGGAAUGGCUGACCUGGCUGAAGUGGAACCAGACGGUGAUAUUGAUUGACCUGUGGCCGCUUAAGGGUUGUAUAAUCUGAUGGUUUGUCUGAUAUUCUAUAGAUGGACGUCAAUUUCAUUCUUUAAUUAUCUCUUUGGCUUUGUUCUAUCAACGUGUUUUUUCUCUCUGUUUGAUCAUUGCUUUCUUGAUCAUAUCUCGAGUUUUAAAGAAAAAAGCAAUCUCUCGAGUUGAAAAAUCACUUUAGUUCGAUAAAAUUUAUUUGUUGAGUUUGUUUAUGUCUCUGUUUAACAAUCUGAUACUGCUGCCAAGAUCCAUCACCAGUGGUUGAUGGGCAUGAUUAAUGUGUCUUUUAAGUAAGUAGUUUAUCACUACUAUAAAAGGUGUGUAAGGAUUAGAGAAACACUUAAUCUAGGGAUUGGAUUAUUCAUGUUAAUGUGAGGUGACAUACUCCAAUAUCUCUCAGUUUGUAAACAAUUUUCUAACUCAAUAGAAUUGUUGUACUCUCUAGUUACGAGACAUAUCAAAUAGUGUAACAGAGUGAGGCUGCGUCAUGGGCAUUAUGGAGCUUUCAAAUAUGUGGUUUCAUUUUUCACAAGGACUUUUCAAUGUUUUUUCGAUAUUUUGGUGUGAAGAAUGAACCAAUGCCUUAGUCAUUACUCUUGCUGGUAUUUGUCACAUUUUCCAUGUUUCCUUUCCGUUGUUGCAGCUGCUUUGAUCCUUUUCUUUCUAUACUUUUUGCACAUAAGACAACGAAAACAAAAGUGCAUGAGAUCUCAAAGAGGUUAGGGCUCAAGGUGGACUGCUAACUAAAAAUGAGCUAGCCAUUCAGGGAACAUCAAUAGUGGUAAAAGGCAAUGAGGGAUAUACAUAAGCUGGAAGUAUAAAAAGUCACUAUUAAGUUGGGUGAACUCCUACAAGUCCGCUUUGAAGUUGGGACAAUCGACGGUUUCUUCAGUCAUCUUGAGUAAGUUCGCAGUUUGCACAAUCUGUUUCAAAGAUGAUCGAAUGAAUAUUCCUCUCUCUUAGCAUGUCAUAGUCCAAAGGAGAGUUUCGAUCUCUGCAUGUGACGACGAUAUGCUUUUCUGGCAUCCCUUCCAACCAAACAUAUUCUCACCCAUGUUGUCCCUUAGACAUCAUCAAAGUCCAUUGACUAGUCCAAUAUCAAGCCAAAAUGCGUUUUGGCAAGUCGGUAUUGGAGAUGUAGCGGGAGAGAUGUAUGUUCUUCCUCCUGAACCUAACACUACACAUUUUCCACCACUUUUGUGAUUGGCAAUUGUCAAUUCUUUUUUCUUCAAAGGAUACAAGUUGGAGGAUAUCCAUCUAUAAUUUUUCUUUCCGUUAAGUUAAAUUAAAAAAAAAAUCAUUUUUAGCCUUUCAAAUAUGUAAUUAAGUACAUAUUCUUGACGACCAACUGUCUACUUUUAGAAAACAAGAAAUUGAUGCAUUCAGGAAGUACGCCGAAAGAGAUGUAAUGCUCUUUUUAAAUAACCAUAUUAUUUAUUAUUACUUGAAAUUUUUACAAUGCAAUGUAUCCUAACACUAAUCAUAUCUUUGCUUAGUCAGUUAGUCUAUGAGAACUUUCUUCCAAAUGCUAUUGCUUGUAAUAUCCUUCCAUCCGCUUUUUUAAGGUUUGAACUUUGAGAUGAUUUCCGGGUCGCCCGGUUGGGUGUUCAACUCCUUGAGUCAGUGUUCGACGUGGCGGCUAUGGUUUGGUCAUCCUUGCUUCCAGUCAUCGUAACGUAUAGUGUUGGUUAUUUUCCUCUUCCUAGCUCCAAACGGUUAAGAUAAAAUAUGCUUCUUUGUGAUAUUGUGGAAAAGAAAGAAAGACAUUAGAACUAGAAGAUCAAAACAGAGUUUAUUGAUGCAUUAAUGCAUACAACGUAUUUGGUACAAAUCCUAGUUAUAGUUGUUUGAUUCCUAUAAAAGUGGUAUCAAAUGUCUAGGCUCAUUUUUUAGAGUUUUAACAUCUUACUAGAUUUUUUAACCGCGCUACGCGCGGAUAAGAUAUUAUAUGUAUUUCACAAUUCUAAAAAAUAAUGUAUAAUAUUGUAUUAUAUUAUUUAAAGAAUAUAAAAUAAGACUACAUAACAUAAAUAUAUUUUUUAUUUUUUCUUUGUGAAAAUCAUUAUGUUGUUU
This is a messenger RNA of Brassica rapa (field mustard), 4660 nucleotides long. RefSeq lists its product as uncharacterized. NCBI's taxonomy places the organism in Eukaryota, Viridiplantae, Streptophyta, Magnoliopsida, Brassicales, Brassicaceae. The record is from RefSeq and is a predicted model, not a curated record.